AUAGCCCACACAUAUACACAUUCUCCCUGUCCCUGUUGUGUGUCAGUGUGUGUGUGUGUGUGAGAGAGAGAGAUGGCCGUAGAAGACGAAGGAGAAGAGACGCGGCGGCCACUAUUGCGUGACACUGAACUCACUGGAACUUUAUGGACUGCCCUAGCACAUAUCAUUACAGGAGUUAUCGGAUCCGGUGUUUUAUCACUUGCUUGGAGCAUGGCUCAACUUGGAUGGAUUGCUGGCCCUUUUUCUAUCCUGCUCUUUGCGUUCUUCAAUCUUAUUUCUGCAUCCAUUCUUUGUGACAUUCACAUUUUUUCCAACAAUACCACCACCGUUGUCAAUCGCUCUUACUUGCAAGCUGUUAAUACCUUUUUAGGAUCUAAGAAUGGAUUUGUAUGUGGAUGCUUGGUAUAUUUUAGUAUAUUUAAAACAGGAGUUGUCUACACAAUCACGUCUGCUAUUAGCUUGAGAGCAAUUAGGCAGUCAAACUGUUAUCAUGAAGAAGGACAUGCUGCUGCUUGUGAAUUUGAGAAUAAAUACUAUAUGCUUCUGUUUGGCAUUGUCCAAAUAGUAGCCUCUCAAAUACCUAAUAUUUUUCAUACCAGAUGGCUCUCGAUCAUUGCUGCAGUAAUGUCCUUCACCUAUUCUUUUCUUGGAAUGGGACUUGGAUUAGCCCAAGUAAUAGGACAACGGGAGAUUAAAGGUAAUAUCAGUGGAAUCCAAGCAACUAAUUCCACACAGAAAGUAUGGUUGGUGGCUCAAGCUCUUGGAGAUAUUGCAUUUGCAUAUAAUUUUUCGUUAAUCCUUCUUGAAAUACAGAACACUUUGAAGUCACCUCCAUCCCAAAAAGUAACAAUGAAGAAGGCUUCCAGCAUUGCAAUAUCCACCACUAGUAUCUUCUACUUGCUCUGUGGUGGUUUUGGCUAUGCCGCCUUUGGAGACUCCACUCCUGGGAAUCUCUUGACCGGGUUUGGAUUCUAUGAACCAUACUGGCUGAUAGACUUUGGUAACGCGUGCAUCGUUCUCCACUUAGUUGGAGGGUAUCAGAUAUAUAGUCAGACAUUAUUUGUAAAUGUGGAAAGGUGGUAUGUUGAAAAGUUUCCGGAAAGCGCAUUCGCAACGGAUAUUCAGAGUUUGAAGGUGUUGUCAUUGCCGGAGUUUAGAGUGAAUCCUCUUAGGCUAUGUUUUAGAACAGCGUACGUGAUAUUGACCAUGGGGGUAGCAAUGUUAUUUCCUUACUUCAAUGAGGUUCUGGCCUUUGCAGGAUCAAUCAUCUUCUGGCCAUUGACGAUUUAUUUCCCAGUUGAGAUGUACAUUUUGCAAAAGAAAGUUGUAGCAUGGUCCAAAAAGUGGAUUGUUCUUCGGCUUUAUAGCACUUUUUGCUUGCUUGUAACAAUUUUUACUUUGGCUGGUUCUAUUGAAGGGCUUAUUGCCAAACGAUUUGGUUAGUAAUGUGUUUGUCCAAAAUAUGUAUAUUUAUACUAAUAAUAAUGAUCUCUUUUGUAUAAUAAUAAAAGAUUAACUAAUUAGGCAA
This is a messenger RNA of Erigeron canadensis, 1528 nucleotides long. RefSeq names its product probable amino acid permease 7. The transcript has 7 exons. The record is from RefSeq and is a predicted model, not a curated record. Bases 73 to 1443 code for a protein of 456 amino acids. Lineage: Eukaryota; Viridiplantae; Streptophyta; Magnoliopsida; Asterales; Asteraceae. Gene Ontology annotation, cellular component: plasma membrane.